Labrus mixtus (cuckoo wrasse) is the source of this 5666-nucleotide messenger RNA. Its product is annotated as glycoprotein-N-acetylgalactosamine 3-beta-galactosyltransferase 1-B-like. NCBI's taxonomy places the organism in Eukaryota, Metazoa, Chordata, Actinopteri, Labriformes, Labridae. Gene Ontology annotation, cellular component: membrane. Bases 1308 to 2492 code for a protein of 394 amino acids. The record is from RefSeq and is a predicted model, not a curated record. The transcript is spliced from 4 exons. Gene Ontology annotation, molecular function: N-acetylgalactosaminide beta-1,3-galactosyltransferase activity.
ACCUAGCCGAUGCACUCAGGAGUAGGGGGACAAAAGGGAAAUAAGCUAAAUAAGUACAUUUUGAAUGAAAACAAAUGUUGCCCAAACAAUGCAAAAGAUUUAAACAAGGCUGAAUAAGGCUAAGAAAAACAAAAGAGGGAAAAGUAAAUAAAACACCUAACAAGUGGCAAACCAUCUAAAAAGAAUAUUUUACAGCAUUAAAUGCUGCGCUGCCACGUGCACAAACAAACGAAACAAAAAUACAAGUUUAGGUCAGUGUACCUUUUACAAUAAGAUGUUGAGCUCAACCUCAAAGUUCAGUGCAGCCAACCCUCAUCUGCCCGACACAGGUCGAAAACAGGACCUGAGGCAUGAAGAUAAUUUAUUCUUAAUAAUAAUAAUAAUAACAGUCUAUAUCUUAUGUGUGACAUGAAUGCGCAAUCUCACCGACUCGCCACGGCAUGUUUCAAAAAGCAUUGGACCAAAACCACAAUGAAAAGCAGCAACAACAAAGGAAGGGAAAAAAACAGAAAAAGCUACCGCAUAUGAGAACCAUAACUGGCUGUUUAUAUCCCAGGAUGAAUAAGUGGCAUUACGGAAGCGGGAGGCGCUGGUGUGGACCUGGAGCUACGGUGGUUAAAGGGGGGCAUUUGACUACCUGCUACAUUCAGCUUUGAUGGUUAAGACUGGAUGGUUGGUGGUACAAAUCUAGCCUUUCUCCAUAGAGUUCUCCUUGAUUCAGAUCUCAUUUAGGAGAUUGAGCUGUAUUGUUUCUUCUCGGGAGAGAGAAUAGAGGCAAAAAUUCCUGUUCACAGAAUAAUCAACAGCAGUGUUGGACAAGUUGUAAGUCUUCAACAACAUACCAUACUAUCAGUCUCUGUAGUCCGGGCUCACAGAUCGCAGAGGUGACAGUGAUUUAAAACCAAGCCAGCUGUUUGCUGGAGUGGCUCCACCUUGGUCUGCUAAUUAAUGUGAGCUGCACUGCCUUCUUUAUUUGCUCUAUAACCACACCUUAAAUACAGAGCUGGGUGGAGAGAGAGUCUCAAUAUGAUAGACACUUUAAAUAGGGAGUGACACAUAACAGCUCUUACAAAGCCUGAAAGGAGGUACAUCUGCUCACAGAGAAUCUUGUGGAUUAUUAACAUUUAUUUUGAUCCUUUUUUAAUGCACUCUACACAACUUAUUUACAUUCAGUGACGACCUUGCCAACUGGCCACUGGGAGACUUUGGCUUGCUGCUGUCUGUCUGUCUGUCUGUCUGUCUGUCUGUCUGUCUGUCUGUCUCUGCAGUCGAGUUGAAACGUCCCACAGCGAGGUAUCUGGUGCAGCAUGAAAGCCCCCAAAUACCGAUUCUCCUUCUACGCUGGUUUCCUGGUGGGAAUCAUCACGCUGUAUGUUUUCCUGCGGCAGGUGCGGUUUGAGAGCACUUUGUUAUCACAGCAUGGAACAAACCUGAACAAAGUCAGCGAUGACCAGGAACAGCUCGAGGAAGAAAUGAAGAUAUGGAAAAAGGAAAGGUCUGCCCUUUUCAAUCUGGAGCAUCCUCAUCAUCCAGGAGAGGACGGCCGCAUGGCUGAUGAGCUGUACAAAAAGGUCCGUAUUCUUUGCUGGGUGAUGACUGCACCAAGAAACCUGGAGAAGAAGACUCGCCAUGUGAAGUCUACUUGGAGUCGCCACUGUAAUGUUGUGAUUUUCAUGAGCUCUGUGGACGACCCCGAUUUUCCCACGGUGGGCUUAGGCACGAAGGAGGGUCGGGAUCAGUUGUACUGGAAAACAAUCAAGGCAUUCCAUUAUGUCUACGAGCAUCACAUCAACGAGGCGGAUUGGUUCCUCAAGGCAGAUGACGACACCUAUGUUAUUGUAGAUAACCUGCGUUUAGUUCUCGCCAACCACACACCCGAGGAACCAGUUUACUUUGGCCGAAGAUUUAAGCCCUUCGUAAAGCAGGGCUACAUGAGUGGUGGGGCAGGCUAUGUGUUGAGCAAAGAAGCUCUGCGAAGAUUUGUAGGAGGAUUUAAAACCAAUGUGUGCACUCACACUUCCUCUAUAGAGGAUGUUGAAAUGGGACGGUGCAUGGAGAAAGUUGGGGUGUUGGCUGGGGACUCCAGAGACAAUAUGCAAAGGGAGACAUUUCAUCCACUUCGCCCUGAGAAGCACCUAACACAUAAGUUACCAAAGGGCUUCUGGUAUUGGAGCUACUGCUACCACCCCAUCUCAGAGGGUCCAAACUGCUGCUCGGACCUUUCAGUGUCAUUCCACUAUGUUGGUGCUUCACAAAUGUAUUUAAUGGAGUACUACACCUAUCACCUGCGUGCCUUUGGAUACAGUUACCGUUACCAGCCGCCUGCUCCACUUGGCUAUGGUAUUGAGAAAUCUGUGGAAGGGAAAAACAGGCCAGCUCCUCAGGAAAACAGGCGAGGAGACGGGGAGGAUCAAUCCAGGACUGACAAAAGACAGAAUGUAGAUCCCCCUCAAGCAGCUGGUAAAGACCCUCCUGCUGCUCCAUCAGGGUAAAUCAGAAGGAUGUUUGGGUGUGUGAAGGAAACUUAUCAUUAGGUAGAGUGUUUAAAUGUUUGUUAAUUCAUUUUGUUGUUCUUGGCUCAUUGAGGGAAUCAUUUCACUCAUAUUUCUCAGCUGAGGCACUCCUACUUCACAGUUACUGAAGAAUUCCUUCAGGACUUUAAUUGUUGAUUAUCAGGUUUGUUUGGUUGAGCUAUAAGACAGUGUCUUCUUUAAAAAGGUGGGAACUGCUUUCUGUUAGCUUCAGUCAUUUGAAAAUAAGUGAAGCACUUUUUUUUUUAAGUAUCAACUUUCUAUAAGAACCAAGUUUUCUACAAAUCCGACAAAAUUGAUUUAACACGUUUUUUCAAAAGUAUUUUUAAACUAUGACAAACCCACCAAACUUGACGGACCACUCUGUAAAGCGAGUUCUUUUGUUUCCCGUUUCACUCAUGAACUCUUGAUGUUUUCUAUAUUAUUUCAGGACUUUCAGGCCCUUAUUGAACUUUCUUUUCACUGAUGAACCUUACAACAGGUGAUUAUGUUUGUCAGCCUCGCUCACUGAACUCAAAAGACUCGGUUUGGUUUAGAUAAGGGGGCGUCGUAGAGUAUCACAUGCAGGAGGAAGAGGAGUGUUUCAUAAUGGUGACCCUUUCCAUGGUAAUAUAACUACAACAUGUAUAAGUAAUUUCAGCAAGCAAAUACAACAGUGGGGAAAAAAAAUACAGACAACUGAGGGGAGUAGCAUAGAGAAUAAAGCCGUGAAACUCUGCUCAAUGUUAAUAAUGUUUUUGUGAAAGUACAAAAAAAGCAUUCGGAUCUGUCGAUUGUUCUGACUCAUCACUCCCUGCCCACUCCGUUUCACUAAAUGUUCCAGACAAUCAUCAAACCUGCUCACACAGACUAUAUACACAUUUAUUGCUACAGUAUUAUUUUACUAGUGGGCCGGAAGGAUAAAGUGGAAGUGAAUAGAUUUAACCAUUAGAGUUUGCCCCACUUGGACAACGUUGGGAAACUGUGAGGUGUGCAUUGCUGUUGUGAAAGUGGAUAUGGACAACUAUGUGCCUCAUAGGACAAUGAGACCCAGUUUAUUUACAUUGAGUUGAUUAAAAACUGUUGGAUUAAAACAGCCAAGAUACAUUGCAGAUGGAUCUCUAAUCUGGAGGUUUUUUUUCUGAAUUAGAUCAUUCUAAGUCAAAGUGCCUCAACUUGUGCAAUAAGUCAACACUUGUCAUGUGCACACUGCUUAACCUGGUGGUCUGUCUCUGAUUGCCUCUUCCAAACAGGAUUAGUGCAGAGUUUAAAAGGAUUAUCCUGAUGCAGGCUAGUGUCAUUUUAAAGUCAAUAUACGGUUCAAGAAUAAGUCCUUCUUUAUUUGUUGUUUGCUGUGAUUGCUCUGAGAUUUUUUUUUUUUAAAUCAAGAAUCUAAUAUGUAAGCAAUCUUUUCAGAUUUUUAGAGUUAUGCGUUUUCAUUACCAGAUUUCAGAACAGAUUCAGCUGCAGAUUAUUUUUUCUUUACUAAUUCAUCAACUAAUAAUUUCUCCAUGAGUUAAAAAUUGAUAGAAAUGUCUAAAGAAACGCCUGGUAGGACUUCCUAAAACCCAAAUAACUAGUAUUUCUAAUCAAUAGUCAAACAUUACGAGUUCACUGUUGCAUUCGGGCCAUGUCCUGUGUCAUGUUUGGCUUCUGUUGCUUCCUGUCCUGAGUAUUUGUCAAACUAUUUGAACACACCAAUUGAAUUAAUGUUUUUUUUCUGAAAGUACAAAAAAAGCAUUCAAAUCUAACGAUUGUUCUGACUCUAAAUUUAAGACAUGAUCUUGCAGCCUUAAACCAGUGUCAGAUGAAUAGGAAAUGUUAUUAAUACAUUUAACUUAACAUUUAUCCUUAAAACCUACAAGAUCAUUUAAGCCAAAGAUUUUCUCAAGAUGUGAUACAGGAUUUAAGACAGACCCAUAACUUUUAGUCUACUUUCUAUCUUAGCAAUAAUGAAGUGAAUCUUUGUAUCUCUCAUUAGUCUCUCUGUUCUUCACCUUUUUGUUCAUUUGACUAUGCCUCUGAUCAUUAGUAGGGCUUAUUAAUUCCAGACUGUGGUGAUAGGUUUCUUGUCAUGAUGCAGGGGGCUUACCAUUCAGUCCAUUCUAUGCAAGGCAGUGUAUUCCAUUUCUUUUUUUAUCUAAUUUUAUCAUACUUUUUGUGAAGUCCUAGCAAAAGAAUAAAAAUCGCCUUGUUGGGGCGCCGAUAGCCUAGAGGUUGUGAUGCAGGUCCCAUGUGUGGAGGCGGUGGUCCUCAGGGCAGUGGCCGUGGGUUUAAUAAAGUGUUUUUAAACUAAAUACAGUUUACAACACAUCACAAUACUCCAGUGUUAGAGUAUUUACUGACACACCCAGUAGUAGGUUUGUAAUAAAACACAAUCUCCUGGAAGGCCCUGGCACACACACGUCACAGCUCCCUGCAUCAGAUGACUUUUAGCUUGUGCCUUCUGAACUGAGACUAAAUGAGCCUUCUGCUACAUGGAUGACUUUGCACUGUGACUUCACCUUAAUGAGAUGGAUGCUUUCAGAUCAGCUUAAACUAUACUGAACCCUUCCAUGUUUUAAAUCUUACCUCUGGGACAGCCAGUGGAUGGUGGGUUUGUGGUGUUUUUUUUAUCAGAAGAAGAGAUUUUCUUUCUGAUAUUUUAUUUACUAUCAUGUUUGAUUUUAGAAAAAUGUGUGGGUCAGAGCUUUUUCUUUUGUUGCUAUUAUAUUAUGUAUACUUAAACAUUGUUGAAACCUACUUUGUAACCAAACAGAGAACUAAUAUUGUGAAAGAUUUAGUAAUUACCAAAUACAAGAAACCAGCUUUAGACAUUGACAGGAUUCAGUGGUUGAACGUUUUAGUUUGCAAAUGACUGCUGAUUCUUACAAGCUGCGCAUAAAAGUUCUGAGGCCCAAAACUCCUAAAAGUGGUUUCUUAUUCUAGAGAUAAACACACCAAGUCCUCACAAACCCAUUCUAAUUUUAUUAAAGGGAAAGGUGUACAGUGUGUAUUUAUAUUGAAGUAUAUUUAUGUUCCUAUCAAUGUCAAUUCAGUCAAUACCCUUGAGUGUGUAAAUGAGUUUGUGUGAGUAUGUGAGCACACAUUAUUGGUGUGCAGCAUUGUUUUCACUGAAUGGUACUUUGAUCACUAUAAAUAAAGUAUUUUAUUGUA